Adelges cooleyi (spruce gall adelgid) is the source of this 3264-nucleotide messenger RNA. RefSeq names its product F-box/LRR-repeat protein 14 (gene Ppa). Gene Ontology annotation, cellular component: SCF ubiquitin ligase complex. Lineage: Eukaryota; Metazoa; Arthropoda; Insecta; Hemiptera; Adelgidae. The coding region runs from base 348 to 1751 and encodes 467 amino acids. Gene Ontology annotation, biological process: SCF-dependent proteasomal ubiquitin-dependent protein catabolic process. The transcript has a single exon. Gene Ontology annotation, molecular function: protein binding. The record is from RefSeq and is a predicted model, not a curated record.
UUUGUAGUACAUGUUUUUUUUUCCCGUUCCUCCAAACUGCUCAUCGGUCAUCAGUGCAGUAUUCGCUCUCGUGACGCGCGUAUCAGACGUCUGUGGUGUGCGUGUCCCGUGUCGUCCCGUGUGUUUGUGUGUGCUGCGUUUUGUCGUUGGGUUUUUUUUUUUUUUUUCAUCAUAUUUUACACAUUUUUUCGUGCGUCGCCGUGUGUAAAACCAAACCAUGACGUCCGUCGUCGUCAGCGUCUCGACGCGUUUCUGACACGGUCGUCCCGUCCCGUUGGCAAACCGCGUCCAACCGUACGACGAGCCCCGACCGAGCCGCGUACCGAGUGCCCACUGCCCAGUUCGUCAUGUCGGGCCCGUACGGCACCAUAAUGGACGAGAUGGGCGGCUUCACGGAAGUGCCAAUAUCGUACCGUCACAUCUCGCGUUUCCAACCGUAUCGGGUGCAGCCGUACCAAGCGCACGUACCGCCGCCGUCCGGCCGCAAGGUCAAGUCGGCCGCGACGGCGGUGGAACGACGGACGGUGGCCGGCGGCUGCCAGUACGACGACAGCCGACCCACGCUCGUGCACAGGCUGUACCCCGAAAUACUGGCGCUGAUCUUUAGCUACCUGGACGUGCCGGACAAGGGCCGGGCGGCGCAAGUGUGCACCGCGUGGCGGGAGGCCGCGUGGUACAAGUCCGUGUGGCGCGGCGUCGAGGCCAAGAUCGACAUGUGCCGGUCGUCGUACCCGAUGUACGACAGCCUCAAGCAGCGCGGCAUCAAGCGCAUCCAAGUGCUGUCCGUGUCCAGGUACAAGUGCUUGCGCGAAAUCGUCCAGAACGUGCCCAACCUGGUGUCGUUGAACAUGAGCGGCUGUUACCACAUUAAGGACGACGACCUGCACCAGAUGUUCCUGGAGCACCAUCCCAACGUCACCGAACUGAACCUGUCACUGUGCAAGCAGCUCACCGACAGCGGCCUCAUCCGCAUAGCCGACACGCUGCGGGGCCUCACCCGACUGGAGAUCCAAGGAUGCUCGUACAUCACCAACAAAGGGUUCUCCCACAUAGCUAGGAAGUUAAAGAAACUCAAGUAUCUCAACCUGAGGUCGUGUUGGCACCUGUCCGACGUGGGCCUGUCGCACAUCAGCGGCGCCAGCAAAGACACGACCGACGGCAAUUCGCAACUUGAGUUCCUCGGACUACAAGACUGCCAGCACAUAACCGACGAAGGACUCAAGUAUGUGUCUGAAGGCUUGCGUUCCCUGCGUAGCCUCAACCUUAGUUUCUGUGUUAACAUCACCGACACCGGUCUCAAUUACGUGUCGCGUAUGAACACCCUCGACGAGCUUAACCUGAGUGCCUGCGACAACAUAUCCGACAUCGGUAUUGGGUAUCUGUCGGAAGGCUGCACCAAACUGGGCAGUUUGAAUGUGUCGUUUUGCGACAAAAUCGGCGACCAGGCGUUGCUGCACGUGUCGCACGGUCUGUUCGGCCUGCACACGCUGUCGCUAGGCUCGUGUCAGAUAUCCGACGAUGGCAUGCUGUACAUAUCGAAAUCACUCAAGAACUUGGAAGUGCUCAACAUUGGCCAGUGUAACUCGGUCACCGACAAGGGCCUGGAACACCUGGCUGACUCGUGCAAACUGUUGCGGUCCAUCGACCUGUACGGAUGCACAAAGAUCACCAAAGAAGCCAAAGAGAAAAUAUUGAAAAUGCCAAAUAUCCGGAGAGACACGGUCAACGAAGACUUGUGGCAGCUCAGAUGACCUGAGGGAUAAUAUUAUUUGUUUUCUAAUAUUUUGAUAUGUGAUAUAUUUUUAUUUUAGGUAAGUUAGUAGUAACGUAAUGAUAUUAUGUUUUGUUGAGCAUACUGGGUUACGCCAUCAUUUCCGACUAAAUUUUUAUUAUUACCUAUUAUUAAUUAAUAAUAAUCGAUUUAUAAUUUUUGACACAUUUCCCAAUUUUAUGUUAUUUUCAAUAUGCAACGCGUCGAGUUGUACACUUACCGUUCUUCUAUCUUAUCACAACGAUGUAACAACUUAUAUUUUAUGCAUAAUAAUUACAUAAUCAUUCCUGACUUUGACGACAAUGUUUAUGUGCAAAGGUAACGCAUACUCUGCCGUCAUACUUUCCCAUGGUCGAGAUUUUUUUUUGUAUUUUUUAACUUCUUUUUAUCACAUAGGUAGCUAAUUCAACAAUUUUUUCUUUCUCCCAUGUUAGUUAUUGGUAUUUUUAUUUCAUAUCUCUCGUCGUUUAGUAUCGCUAAAUCAACAAAGGACCUUUUGCAAUUAUUAUUAUUAUUAUUAUUAUACCCACGCCUAAUUUUCGUUUAGGCUUGUCGAUUGUUUUUUUUUUUUUCAUCUAUAUUAUUCUUAUUAAGUUUGACUAGCUUAUUAUUAUUAUUAUUAUUAUUGUAAUUUUUUUCUACCUAAAUUGUCGGUUCAGAAACAUAAUUUAGUUUCAGUCCUAAUCCGGAAAAAAUUAUAUUUUACAUUUUUAGAAAGCCAUCAUUGUGAUAAUUUUUUUUUUAAAAAUGCUCAUAUCUAGGUAAUAAUAUUAUAUUUAGUAGCAAGCUACUGUUUUUAUUUUUAUUAUUAUUGUUUUUUUUUUUUUAAAUAAGCUCAACAAUGAUCAGACAAUCUAAGCGUAAUAAUUAUUAAUUACCUUUGACCGUACUUAUUUUUAACAAUAUUUAAGUUUUUACCAAUACAAUACAAUAUUGUUUGGGUCUCUUCUUUAACCGCACGUCCACUGUAACAUGAUAUUUUGUUGAAUACCUACAUGCUUUUUUAUCAUUAUUAUUAUUAUUAUUGUUUGUACAAAAAAAUAAUGUUAAAAAAAAAUCGAUAUUAAACAAAAAUUUAAUAUUAAGACAUGUUUUUUUUUUUUUUUAUUAUUAUUUGUUGCAUAAACAUUUAGACUAAACGUUUUUUUGCUCAAUAUGUCAAACCACAAACGGAUUGGUUUUAUUAUUAUUAUUAUUAUUAUUAUUUUAACGAUUAUAUUAUUAUUAUUUUUUGAAUUGUGACCAAGUAUCGCGAAAUUAUAUAAUAUAUAUUAUAUAAAAAUAUAGGUGAAAAAAAAGAAAUUACGACAUAAUUUUGCGAGCCUUGACAUUAUUCCUAGUUACCAUUGCUAGGUGACCUAGAUGGAAGUCGAAUAAAAAAUAUGAAAUUACUAUAGACCUUACGAUUGUCUUUGGAAAAAAAAAAAGUUGUAUAUAAAAUAUUUUUGUUAAAAAUUUAUAUAUAUUUAAGAACAAAAAUUAUACCUAUUAAC